Porites evermanni is the source of this 4683-nucleotide messenger RNA. Lineage: Eukaryota; Metazoa; Cnidaria; Anthozoa; Scleractinia; Poritidae. The record is from the annotation of a GenBank genome assembly.
AUGGCCCUGACAGUCUCAAAUCUUCAUAAAUCUCCAAGAUUCCUCAGCAAAUACUUGAAAAUUUAUCCACCAUCGACUGUCAUUUGCUACACGCAUUCACAGCUUGCAAUUCAACCGUGCAAUGUACGUCGUGUGUACCUUGUGUUUAUUUACUCAUGUAUGAAAUGUACAACUUUUGAAAUAGAUAAUUAAGGGCUUAUAUAGUGAUGGCAUGUUCUCUGUAAUUCAUGUAGAAAGAUUGCAGCUUCGUUUAAAUUAGGCGUGGUAAUCUUUUUUUGCAUCAGUCUGCAUUUCCGCCAUCACUUAAGCUUUAAGUUAAGCUUAAAAAUAUCAGUGAAAUAUUGUCACUCCAGUUAGUGGAGAAUGAGGGAAGAAAGAAAUCACAGAUUUAUAUAUAUAAUACCUAUGUUUGUAAACAACAUUUUGAGCCUUUCACGUCUUGUCGCAUUUUUUAGUUAAUUAUUGAUGAUCUUGGAUUGUUCAUCGGAGUUGUCGUAUGAUCUUCUUGAAAGUUGAUAGUAUCUUUAAUAUAAUAAUUAAUUUUUUUCUCUUAAGUUACUCACUCCUUCUCAUUGAAAAUUUUAUUAUAUUAUUUUUUGUAGGCUCAAAAACCAUGCAUUUUUGUGCUUCAUAAGGAAAACAGAAGUGAUCUGAAGCGAACUUCAGGAAAGAAAACCAAAGAUGUUAAUGGGCAUUUGUAUUUCCCUGCUUCCAGAAAGAAAACAGUCUUUCAAAAGAGCCAGACAUAUGAAGCAGUAAAUGCUUUGUGGAAAAGUGUUGGACCACUUGACGUACAUGAGAAAGCACAAGACAAAUCUUUAUUGAAACAAUGGAAUUGUGACCCAUUAAUGGAUAACAAGCAGUUGGUUUUAAUGGUUUUUGAGCAGGAUAGAAUCACUGGUAAAGCCUCUUUUCUUCAUCAGGGAACUCUUCUAAAUUCAACCCCUGAGGAGAAGAAGACUUUGCCAAAUUCAUUAGUAGAAAAUGUGGAGAACAAGCGGACAGAGUCAGACUCCAGUGAUAUACCUAUGGUAACUACUCAACAAAUGUCACAGUUGCAUCAAACUAAAGAAAACCACCAACAGGUUUUCCAAACUUCUCACUCUGGGUGUUUGCAAAGAGACCUUAUUUCAGAGGCCGCAAAGUUAUUUGCAGAUAUUUCUGAAGACACAAAAAACCCAAGCAAGAAAAAAGUGUUGAAGACUGGACCAGAUCCUACCCAGCUAUCUUCUGUGUUACUUGAUCUCAGGGAUGAGGUACAAGUAUAGCAAUAUAUAUAUAGGGAAACCUCAUUAAUAUAGCACCUAAGGGACAGAGCCUGGUGUUUGCAUUACAGAUGUGUCAAUAUUAUAGAUGUAGGGAUCGUAUAAAGUUGGCAACUUUAGGACCAAGAGAACUGUCUGUAAUAAAGAGGUGUCUCUAUCAUAGAAGUCUCCAAAAUGACAGAUUUGGCGUCUGUAGCUGGCGGGAUUAUCAUAUAUGCAUAGUCCUUUCUUGGUGGCGGAGCAAAGCCUGUCUGCAAUUCUUAUGAAAUGCUGCUCACUUUUUUCACCUUUGUUGGAACUAUUAGAUUAGCUUAUCAGGGAAAGGGGUUUAACACAAAAGUGUGGGUAACUUACAGGCAAAAUGGGAGAAAUCAACAUCCUGCAAAUGUUGGUGAAGUUAGUGCCUAGUACAUUAAAUUUAUUUUGCUCAACUUCAUUUCAUUUCUACAUGAACACACCAUUCUCUUUGGAGAGACCAGAGAUAUAUCUACUAACAUCUAAUAUUAACUAACAAUUAUUGAUAUGUUUUUUCAUCUCAGCCAAUCAGAUACUCCCUUGCGCCUGGUAGUUGGACUGUUCAAAAUACCCAAGAAUUAGGGGAGGUGGUACUUGGUCUUAAUCUUGAAGCGUGUUGACUUGGGUGCUGUAUGUAACAUUCAUCACAUUGCAGUAGUUUUAAGUAAGGAGGUGGAAGGGGCUAGGAAGUUAAACUUUUUUAUGCCGGACUGACUGCAAAUAAAAGGAAAUACACCUAACAAAUAGGACAAGUUGAAGCUGUGUUAUUGAAACUCGAUGACUAAAUGGGUCCAUCUUUCCUUCCCUCGGUAUGGGUCUGAUUUGAGGUAACUGUGAAGUUCAUGAAUCAUCAUCAUCCUUUCUUGUCUCCCUUAGGUGCAUAAGGCUGUCGUGUUCUCUGACCAACACUCGCUCUCUGUUGCAGUUAGCGUUGUCUCAUUAUCAAUGCUUCUGGUUUCUGUAGCAAGAAAAACUGCAAAAAACUAAUUUGUUAUUAGUUUUGUUAUGGGGCAUGGUCAUUAGCCCUAUACCCAAACCUCCAACCUGGAGGACCAAUGGGUCUCUCUUUGUCUGGUCUCUACCCUUUGACCUCCAGUGUGGUGCGCCCUACAAGAAGCACAAGACUCCAUGUUAAGCUGGUGACCCCAUUCAGAGCAGAAAGUUUAUCAAUGCUUAUUAUUUUUAUUUUAUUAUUGUUUUUGAUAGAUACCAGAAUUUUUUCUGAAAAAGCCAAGUUACAGUAUUUAUCAUCAAAGAGUGAAAUUUGUCAACAAUAUAAUGGGAACCACAACACAGUAAGUAUCCUCACAACUUUUUUUGUGUUAUGAUUGUAAUUUGUGUACCAGAAGCGAAAUUUGGGUUUGUCAUUGUGCUUAAUUGGAACACUUAAUGUACACUGUAGUGCAAGUGUUAUUUGUAUGCAACAUGCAGCUCUAAAGUUACUUUUUAAUCGAUUAUAAUUACUGUUAAUCAAAGGAAGUACUGGCAGUAUUGACUGAUUCAGGCUAUGAGCUUGGUUAAUUGGUGUAAUUAAUAGAUUUGGUGUACUUAAUAGAUUUUUGGAUGAUAAUGUUACAAUUGGUUAAUACUAAGUUGAUUUAGUUGACUCAGUUGAUUUAUUGGGCCCAAAUUAUAUUAUGAAUUCAGGGCUUCAUCAAACAUAAACAGCUAAUGAUUGGGAAGCAACUAUCUUUUCUGCAGAGUUUCAUGUACAUUUUUGUAGAAAAAAAGCGGUCAUUCACUGAAACAUCUAAAAAUCCUCCAGCGGUAAAUUCUCUCAUUAGUUUAGGUGAAAGCGAGGUUUGUUUUGAUGUUAAUUUCAUUUCCUGUAUACUUUUUCCUUUUUGCAUUAGUGGAAUUUAUCCAUACAGAGCUCAGAUAAGUGGCCUGAGGUUGAUGAUCUUAAGCUGCAUGUCAGAGCUGUCCAUGGAAGUGUUAAAAAUUACAAAACAUCCCAAUGAAGGAACAAUCAAAGUACGCUGGAGAAUUAAAGGAAUUCCACUGUUAAGAAAAGCUGUUCCAUUUAUUGGCAGGAGAUUAAAGGCCAGCAGUGAGGGUUAUAGGUAAAUUUUGAUUUGAAUUGCUAAAAGAUUUCCAUCAUUAAAUGGAACCAUUUAAACAUUAUCAAAAUUAAAAAAUUACCCAGACACUAGUUUGAUGUGAAAAACUUUGAGUGUGUUUUAGACUGGCUUUAGUUAAUUAAUACUCUAUCCCAGAAUUGCUUGGUUGUCGUAAAUAUCACUAAUUUUGAGCGUCUUAUUUAUUUAUUUAUUUAUUUUAUGUUAUUUUUUGCUGCUGUACAUUCUUUUAAAAGUGUCUAAUUAUCUCUGGCUUUCAUCUAGGUAUUUGGAUGGCUUUUCUGUGUUUGAAGUUGGAACUGAUGGCCUCAUCCACUGUCACCGGCUUCAUAAGGUAAGUCUUCUUCCAUGUCUCAUCUCCAUUUUUUAAAUCAACACAUUUUUGAAAUUCUUGAAUCCUUAGUUUUGGCCCUUUAAAAAGGGGUUAUUUGGAUAUCAUUACUACAUCUACAUGGCAACCUUAAUUAGCACCAAGUCAACUCAUGCACCUACCUACGCUUGUGCUCUUGGUCCAGUCUAAGAGUCGCAAGUGUGAUACAGAGUUUUAAACAUUUUGAAAAAAAUUAUUUCAGGUGGACCCCCAGGGGAGCUCGCAAUUUUAAUCUCAAGGUUGCUAUAAUAGCCAGCAUGUAACUAUGUAGCAUUUGUUUUGAUUUCGACUAAGGAGGAGUGAAUGAAAUGCAUUGCAUGCCAUCUAAUCAUGAUCAGACACAUUUGGACCUUCUGUCAUUCUAAUUUGAUCAAGUGUGAUUUUAUGCACUACUGUACAUUACGUGAAACUUACUCAAAGCACAGCAUUGGAGCAAGAGCUUUUGUAUUAAUCUCGCCUGCAUUCACUUAACUUUGGUUAUUACUAGUUUGUAAUCUUGAACUUUUCUUUUUCAUAGGUGAUGCCAUCAUCUUCCCCUGAAAAAGAAAAUGCUUUGUGGACAAUGUUUUUAUUGCCGUUUAUUCACCUGUUGGAUCCAAAAUCAUGUGAGACAUUUGGUGCAUUUGAAUGCUGCAUCACUGAUAAAGACAUAGAACCUGCUUCAACAGAGGCUGCUGAUACAAUAGCUGAGUUAUUACAUCAGCUUUCUGCUACUGACUUGAAGUUAAAACCAAAGUGUUCAUAGCUGGUAGACCUUUGACAGAUGUAUGUAACAAGUGGAAUGUCAGUAAACAUGGAUUUAUUACUGGAAUGUCAACCAGAUUGAUUUAUUCUUGACUGAAAGGCUAGGACAGUGUGACUGUGUUAUGUUAGCAUGUUCCAGGCAUUCAGAUCAUUGGAGCAGCGCAAAGGUGUUAUGCGAACAAGUCAUCUGACUGAACAACAUGAAACCUCU